This is a messenger RNA of Haliotis rufescens (red abalone), 4179 nucleotides long. RefSeq lists its product as uncharacterized. The coding region runs from base 109 to 1965 and encodes 618 amino acids. Lineage: Eukaryota; Metazoa; Mollusca; Gastropoda; Lepetellida; Haliotidae. The record is from RefSeq and is a predicted model, not a curated record. The transcript has 18 exons.
CGAGCAUCCCCGCCCCCUGGUCUGCACACGGCUCUUAACUCUGGCACAUUUACUCACGAAAAUAACUCCACCACUUGUUUGGGGCGAGCAGAAGCGCCGAGCAACAGAAUGGGGUCCGUUACAUUCCAGCUAGCAGUGUUGUGCAUCAUCACGCUCUACUCCCGAGUGGAGAGUGAAUCAGCGGAGUUGUUCGCACUGGGUAACAAGUUCUUCGACUGGCGCAUGCGUGAACGACCUCUGCAGGCCACCAAAAAGAACAUCUACAACUACAACGACGACCUCGAGGUCCUCACUCUCGACAAACUAAAGGAAAAUAAGUGGGUAGCUGAAGAAAUGAUGACGGAACUACGAAACAUUUCUGUAGAGGACUUGGAGGGAGCGGAUAUGACUUCAUACAGCAUCCUGUACGACUCGCUCAGCACCUUCAUCGAGGGAUACUCCUUCAUGAAUUACACUCUGAACCCGAUAAACUUUAUGGAGGGGAUCCCAAGAAACCCCCUCGCGUUCGUCAACAUGAUGCCGCUCUACACUGUCGGGGACUUCGAAAACUACAUCGCUCGACUGCGACUUCUUCCCCGACAGUUGACGCAGAUGAAGUCGCUGAUGCUGGAGGCUAUCAGAAGGAACGCAACGCUACACAAAGUCUCUGUGAGUCGGUUGGAGACGCAGAUCGAGCUGAUGUCUGUCGGAGACAUCACCAAGUCCGUCUUCUUCAUCCCCUUCAUCAUGCUGAAGGACUCCAGCAUCCCUGAGGACCAGUGGAGCGACAUCCGUCGUAAUGGCUACGAGAUGGUCCGGAAGGUGCUUCAGGCCUACCGGGUGUUUCUCAACUGGCUCCGAGCGACGUACAUCCCACGCACCAGGCGCAGCUACGGUGUCAACAAGGACUACUACGAGGCGUGUCUGAGGUGGCACACGUCCGUCAAUCUCACCGCCGAGGAAGUGCAUGAACUGGGAUUGAGGGAGGUCGAGCGGAUCAAGGGGAAUAUGAAUGAGAUUAUCGAAAGCCAGAAUUUCACGGGGACAAUCGCGGAAUACUUCCAGUCACUGAGCGAGGACCCGCGCUUCUUCAAAAAUGAUCCGGCGGACAUUUUGGAGGAGUUCCGGUCUAUGAUCACGGACCGAAUCAAUCCUUACCUUCCGGAGAUGUUCAACGAAAUGCCGAAGUAUGAUAUCCAAGUGGUGUCGAUGAUGUCUGACGGCCCGGCAGGGCGCUACUCACUCCCCACCCCAGACGGAACAGUCCCCGGCAUUUUCUACGCCAAUGUGAUGCACCCCCGGAGCAUGCCCGUGUACACGUUCAUGUCCCUGGUGAUGCACGAAGCGAACCCAGGCCACCACUUCCAGGUCAGCUCUGCCUUGGCGGCCAACACCCCGCGAUUUAUGAAGUACAUGGAAAACCCACACACCUACCAAGUGCCGUACUCCUUCCCCGCAUACACGGCAUUCGUCGAGGGCUGGGCACUGUAUGCGGAGUCGCUUGGUGAGGAGUUCGGGCUGUACCGGGACGAGUAUGAACUGAUGGGAAGGUACAGCUCCGAGAUCUUCCGAGCAGGGCGCCUCGUUGUGGACACAGGCAUCCAUUAUUACGGCUGGGACCGCGAGCAGGCCAUUGAGUACCUGCUGAACAUCACUGCCAAGGCGAGACCAUUCGUGGAGGUGGAGGUGGACCGCUACAUAACGUGGCCUGGGCAAGCGUGUUCCUACAAGAUCGGAGAGUUGACGAUCAAGAAGCUGAGACAAAUGGCCGAGGAAAACCUGGGGGACCAGUUCGAUAUUCGAGAUUUCCACUCGGCCGUUUUGGCGAAUGGCUACAAGCCCUUGCAUGUUCUGACCCAGUCGGUGAAAGCUUGGACGGCGAGCCGCCGGGACGCACCCACAUCCACCAGCAGUCACGUGCAGCUUCCCGCCCUGACAUGUCUCAUCGUUACCAUAGCAACAUGUCUAUACACACGUCUUGUUUGAAAUGUGGGACAGGGGUUUGAUUUGGAAUGAGUUUACGAUUUAUUCAAAAUGGUUUUAUAUACACCGACAUGACAGAGACGAGAGGUCAAAUUUUGAAUCGAUGGAGAUCGGAAUGGGUUAAUAAAAUCAGUGAGACGACGCACUGUAUCUGCCGGAUUGUGACGCGUCCAAUGGAUUAGUACGAUUGCACGUGCAUUACGUGCACAUGGAAUUUGGUCUAUCGCGAAUAAUGGUCUACAUGGGGGUGGUGAAAGUUUCCUGCCAACAUCUUGAUGUUUCUGUUAACGACGAGUGUUUCCUGGUAGGAGUGUUUCCUAUUGGGAGUGUUUCCGCAUGUGAUGUUUGUGAUGAACAUGGCGGUGUAAAAUAGUUGUACAUGGGGAUAUACGGUAUCAGAUAGUUUUGAAAUGAAACAAACAAGCCAGGGUUGUUUAAAAUCCAAGAAUUAAUCCAGCAGCAAAUUAUUUCAGGAUUGUUUUGACAAGACGUCAUGUUUUCAGUUCAAAAACGCCAAUACUUCCUAUUACAAGACACCCAGUUGUGUGUCCCCCUCUACCUGGUGCCGGUGUAUCACAAGGUUAGUGACGCAGUAGUUGAUGUGGUCGGACGUGGUUGUUGACACAAUAUAAGAAAACAAAGAAUUGUAACCAUUCAUCAUUACUUGUACCUGAAGAGGCUUGCGUAAAACAACCUAAGAUUUGAUUGACCUGUUUGUUUUUCUCUGUUUGUGUGUUGUUUAGCGCCACACUCAGCAGUAUUCCAGCUAUAUGACGGCGGUCUGUUAAUAAUCGAGUCUGGACCAUACAAUCCAGUGAUUGACAUCAAGAGUAUCGAUCUACGCAACUGGGAUACGAUGACAUGUCUCAACCACGCCAACUAGCAGUCUUUUACGACAAGCAUAGUAGCCUUAUACGGCCAGCAUGUUAGACCAUUACAGUUGAAGGUUGACAAGCAUUGUGUACACUGAACUAAGACCCGCUCUUUGGGUUCCAUUAAAAUGGUAAUUGUCUAAAAGACUUGCAUCACUUCUGCUAUUCUCCCACUUUAAGCUGGCACAACCGGAUGAACUACUUCCAAAACGGCGUUAAACCUUACACACUCACUCACUCACGUCUUGAUACAAAAUGAGUAUAUUCAGUUCAUGUUGACGCUCUUGUACGGCUGCUUGUUUAGGAAAGAAAGGCGAAACUUUUCAAAUGAUUUAAACCCCAUUUCAUCACGAACAAUAAAGUUACACAAAAGAACACGUCGCCUCUAUGACAUAUAUGUAAAAUGAAACCAUAAUGAAACCCGUUUUGGACAACAUUUUUAUGAUUGGACAUUCAACUUGAAUCACAGUGUUCAUGAGAUGUAGGCGAGCCUCUUCCUGUUCCUGUUCUUUCUGUCGUUAAGGUUCACGCUGUGUGUCAAAGAGAACGAUCUAUAUAUAUUUGUUUUACAUACUAUUAUGUAUACACUUAGAGUACAUGCCCAUACAUGUACGACAUGUAUAUUGGACUAAAUUCAUGAUCUGCCUAUUUAUAGUCGUUACCCCUCCUGUUUUUGAGUACAUUGACUGUGUGUGACGUUAUAUGAUUACAUUGUUACAUAGUUUUAUUAACAGAUCCUAGAUGUGGGUUGAUAGUACUGACGCUGUAUACACUGCACGAGUGUGUCUGUAUGAUUGAUACGAAUAUUAUCCCGUGGGGCCCAGUUCAGAGUUUCGUCCCUUUGUUAUUCCAGGAUCCGGUAUGCAUUAGUAUCACAGAUCCCCCCUGGGUAUGAUCUCCAGUUCCUCCGCACCUAAUCCGUGCUGGUGGGCUUCACCAAGACGUGCCUCGUGCACCCGUGGCACCCGGAUGUAAAAACAAACUCACUCACUCACUCUAUGAUGCAUCUAUGUUUUAUAACAAUACUCCAUCACAUGAUGGAAUACGUCCAGUGAUGGCCAAGUUAACUCAGAAGUGAAUGGAUUUGAUCGUUUGACCUUUGGUCACCACAAGGUCCUACUGGUCAGUGAAGGAACUCACGUGAGAGCGGUGUGGCGUCUUAAGGAAAUGUUUCGCUGCUUAUCUCGUGUAAAUGCUUAUUGGACUUGGAGCUGUAAAGUUUUGAGGGAGUUCCUGAUGUUUAUUCAUUUAAAAUGCUCACACUGCUGCCGUUUUAUGUUUUCGCAAAAUGUUUACGUAUAUGUUCAUUGUAUGGUUUGCGUGAAAUAAAAUAUGCUUUGUUUGA